Rotaria sp. Silwood2 is the source of this 363-nucleotide messenger RNA. NCBI's taxonomy places the organism in Eukaryota, Metazoa, Rotifera, Eurotatoria, Philodinida, Philodinidae. The record is from the annotation of a GenBank genome assembly.
AUGGCUUGCACGGAAAGAGUUAUCGUUGGAUCGCCUUGCUCAAAUAUUUUAUUUGGUCAACGGCUUUAUGUGAACGAGGUAAAGCGUGGGUAUUGUUGUACCGAUGGUUAUCAUCUAGGACAAGAUUAUAAUGGUUCGAAAACUGAUCCAUCGCUUUUAUGUCUUGUUGCAUUAUUUUCAUGUGAUGAAGCUGUCGAUCGAAUGAAAAAUAUGUUGCUUAAGCAACGAACGUCUGUGCCUGAAGCUAAUGAUACGAAUUUUCUUUCAGAAGAACAAGGUUCUUUGUCAAUCUCUGGUGAUAAUGAUGACGAUCAACAGAUUUCUGUCUCUUCUCCAUCACAUGUUGUUAUUGGCAAUUUUUAA